Gloeophyllum trabeum ATCC 11539 is the source of this 1518-nucleotide messenger RNA. RefSeq lists its product as uncharacterized. The transcript is spliced from 3 exons. The record is from RefSeq and is a predicted model, not a curated record. Bases 1 to 1518 code for a protein of 505 amino acids. Lineage: Eukaryota; Fungi; Basidiomycota; Agaricomycetes; Gloeophyllales; Gloeophyllaceae. Gene Ontology annotation, molecular function: RNA binding.
AUGAGCUCGGAAAGCUGCGAUGAUUCGGAGGCUCCCAGGCCCCUGGAUAAACGUUCGGACGGAACGGAACGUGAUGACUUUGGAGAUUCUGAUACCGACAGCCACGAUCAUGCAUCUCGCCUUGUUCACGAGUCUCUGAAGGGGGGAGGAGAAGGGAGAAGGUGGAGCACUCGUGGCCAGAAGCAUAAAUACGUCCCGGAAGAUGAGACUCCCGAUGCCAAAGACGCACGAACUAUCUUCGUAGGGAAUGUAACUGCAGACGUCGUAAAGAGUCGACCACUCAUGAAGCAACUGAAACGACAUAUUCUGGGCUUCGUGCCCGGAGCAAGGAUCGAGUCUACUCGUUGCAGGUCAGUCGCUUUCCAGGCACCGACUAGCAAGCUGCCCGCUUUCGAUGUCGAAGACGCAGUCGGUGGGAAGGGCAAAGGCAAACAAGAGGGCCAAAAGCAAGUAAGACAACACGAGGUCCAGCGCGCGUCAUUGUGGCGAGACUCUAAAGCUUCGAAAGAAGAGGACGAGAUCACUAAAGACGAGAAAAAGUAUCUAACGCCUCAGGAGAAGAAGAAAAUAGCUUUCAUCCACCGCGACCUGCACCCGGGUGUGGAUACUGUGAAUGUCUAUGUCGUCUUCGCGUACCCAACCCCUCGCGCCAAAGCAGCUGAAACGAUGGAUCCCUUCGAGGCUGCCCGCCUGUCUGUGCAGCGUUGUAAUGGGUCGGUAUUCUCUGGACAUACUCUUAGGGUUGAUCGGGUUGGGAAAGCAAAGACAACGAAUACAGGGGAUAGCGCUGCAGAAGAUCCAAAGACCACUCUUUUCGUCGGGAACCUCGAUUUUGCUUGCAAGGAGGACGAUUUGCGUGCAUUUUUCGAGGCUCUCAUGAUCUCAGAACGGGGAGCUCCCGCCUCAGAUGUUGCUGAUGUUCCCGAAGAGCUUGUCGGUAAAUCGAAUGCCUGGGUAACACGGAUCCGGAUUAUAAGGGAUAAAGAUACGCAACUUGGCAAAGGCUUCGCGUACGUUCAAUUUGCAGAUCGCACAUGCGUAGACGAAAUCCUGGGGCUAGAUGAAACCAAACUCAAAUUCGCUAAGAGAAAGCUGCGUGUUCAGCGCUGUAAAACGUCGCUAGCCAGUCAUCAGCUCGUUGCUGGGUAUUCAGCACGACGUGUGGGCGGUGGCAAGUCCUCUGAAACUCAGGCCCGCUCAGGUGGGAUGGGUCAACGCUCCAAUCUGGUACCAGCUGUUCCCAAGGGUAACCCAGCCCUUGGAGAGAAAAUUGCACACCUUCCGAAGGAAGCCAGGAAGCAGGCCAAAGCAUCUGAUCCCGACAGGGUGGCUCGUAGGAUGGCCAAGAAGAAAGCUCGCAUGGCUCUAAUUAACAAAGGAACCAAGCCACAGGCCACAGAGCGGGAACGUAUUCGAAAGCGCCCCAAGGCGAAACCAGGGUCCGACGCUGGAAAGGAGUCCAAGAAGAGAAGGGUGAGAAGUGAUAAGAGUAUACUUAACAAAAAUAUGAAAAAGUAG